Corythoichthys intestinalis (scribbled pipefish) is the source of this 8525-nucleotide messenger RNA. RefSeq names its product glycerol-3-phosphate dehydrogenase 1-like protein. The record is from RefSeq and is a predicted model, not a curated record. Lineage: Eukaryota; Metazoa; Chordata; Actinopteri; Syngnathiformes; Syngnathidae. Gene Ontology annotation, cellular component: cytosol; glycerol-3-phosphate dehydrogenase (FAD) complex. The transcript is spliced from 8 exons. Gene Ontology annotation, biological process: carbohydrate metabolic process; glycerol-3-phosphate catabolic process. Bases 502 to 1557 code for a protein of 351 amino acids. Gene Ontology annotation, molecular function: NAD binding; glycerol-3-phosphate dehydrogenase [NAD(P)+] activity; protein homodimerization activity.
UGACGUAUGCCAUUCUUGACUGCAGGACGUACAGUAAAAUAAAACAUUAGUUUCACUUGCUAAACUAUACUUUUAGUUGUUCUUCUCAUUGUCGUUUUCCAACUGAAAACUUUGUAGCUUACAUACGUCAACGAUUUUGUCGACAAGCCUGCCAAAUAUAUAUUUUUUUAUUUUUACGUUUUCAGUUCUAAUUAAAAUAGCAGGUAUAAACAGGGUAUAUAAAAAGUCCUGGUUAUGCCAAGUCGUUCUCUGCGCGUGUAUAGUUUUUCUUUCUCCAGUUUAUUCUACGUAUAGACCACUUCCUAAGUGUUAGCAUUCUUUCUGUGAUUGCUAGCAGCAGAGGCAGACUGGGACGUCCGGGUCACGUGACCAUCGCCUUGCACCGUUCUACUCCAACUAGCGCUGCUGACGCUGGAUAACUGUCGUCGCCUUUCAACAUUUCUUUAAAAAAAAAAACUCACUAAACCACAUAAGCCUAGCUAAACACAAGAAGUGACACCCAUGGCAUCUCCGCUCAAAGUCUGCAUAGUAGGAUCCGGAAACUGGGGUUCAGCCAUUGCUAGGAUCAUUGGAAACAAUGCCAAGUCUUUGCAGUGUUUCGCAACCACAGUGAAGAUGUGGGUGUUUGAAGAAAAUGUUAAUGGUCGAAAACUCACUGACAUAAUCAACACCGAACAUGAAAAUGUCAAGUACCUGCCUGGAUAUAAAUUACCCGAUAAUGUGGUGGCAGUUCCUCAGCUACGUGACGCUGCAGAGGGAGCAGACCUUCUGGUGUUUGUGGUGCCCCACCAGUUCAUCAGGAAACUCUGUGACGAGAUGUCGGGCUGUGUUACAAACAAAGCUCGGGGAAUCACACUAAUUAAGGGGAUAGAUGAAGGUCCUGAGGGCCUCAAGCUGAUCUCUGACAUCAUUCGAGAGAAGAUGGGCAUUGAUGUUAGCGUUCUUAUGGGUGCAAACAUUGCCAAUGAAGUGGCAGCUGAGAAGUUCUGUGAAACCACCAUUGGCAGUAAAGUUCUGGAGAAUGGCCUACUAUUCAAGGAGCUCUUACAGACUCCAAACUUUCGGAUCACAGUGGUGGAUGAUGCAGAUACUGUGGAGCUGUGUGGAGCUCUGAAGAACAUUGUGGCAGUAGGUGCAGGUUUCUGCGACGGGCUGCGUUGUGGUGACAACACAAAGGCGGCUGUGAUUCGUCUGGGCCUGAUGGAAAUGAUAGCCUUUGCCAAACUCUUCUCGAAGGAUGACAAUGUUUCCACAGCAACCUUCUUGGAGAGCUGCGGUGUAGCUGACCUUAUCACGACCUGCUACGGCGGCCGAAAUCGACGUGUAGCGGAGGCCUUUGCCACCACAGGGAAGAGCAUUGAGGAGCUGGAGAAAGAGAUGUUGAAUGGUCAGAAGCUUCAGGGUCCUGCUACCUCAGCUGAGGUUUACCGCAUACUCAAGCAGAAGAACCUGGUGGACAAGUUUCCUCUUUUCUCAGCUGUCUAUCACAUUUGCUUUGAGGGAAAGCCAGUCCAGGAUAUGAUUUCUUGUCUGCAGAGCCACCCAGAGCACAUGUGACGACCCAACAGACAAGUCAACACAUUUUCAUGCUCAUCUUUUUUUGUUUUUGUUUCCCAAUCUAUGAUGAAACCAAAGACCUACGUCUGCUGGGUUGUAAGGGAAGUAUCAUGAAUCAGUUUGGUCUAAAUUUCCACUAUUGAUUGACUUUAUUCAUUGAUCAAGAAUCAUAUACAAUGGUAUACAAAGGUUUGGGCCCCCCGAUAGUUUUUAUAAUUUACCUUUGUAAAUCACUGAUUGUUUGGAUGAGCAAAAAUUUCAGUUGAACAUAUAUAGCAGGCGAACACAGUAAUAUUUGAGAAGUGAAAUGAACUUUAUAGGAAAAACAGGAAGUGUGUAAUGAUCAUUUAAACAAAAAUAGGCCGGUGCAUGAAUUUAGGUUUCCCUACAGAUAAACAUGAUCAAUAUUUAGUAGAGCCUUCUUUUGCAGAAAUAAAAGCCUGUAACACUUGCUCCAUUUUACAAUGAAGGUCUGGAUUCGGUUUGAUGUUAUUUUUGACCAUUCUUCUUUACAAAACAUCUCCAGCUCAGUCAGGUUUGAUGGCUAGCGAGCAUGCACUGCAAAUUUCUUAACGUCUAAAUAGGUUUAUUUUUCUUAAAUCUAGUACAAGAAUUUUCUCCAUCUUGCUUUGAGUGUUGAAGACUAGUUAACAGAUUAAUGUGUCGGAUUAUUCCACUUACUUUUAGUAAAUACUAGUGAUGUGCCCUACUGUUCCGAGGAGCCGAUGCCGAGUAAACCAGAAAAAAAAUCUGCAAAGCGCGCAUCGAAGCAUGUGUUGAUCACGCUUGUGGCCACGCCCGAAGCCUCGGAAGGCACAUUGCUACGUCUGAAGCCUCACAAGACGGGCUUCCUACGUCAUCGCCAACACAUGGUUUCGCGGGUGAUUCGAAAUAAACUGGCGCACCGAGACGACAAUGAGCUGACAGGUGACACUGACACACCCAACUCACAUCUUCAAACCUCAUUCAAUCGGAUUCGUUUUGCAAUGGACGCACCGUCCAGAACGAAAAAGAAGAGAACGUCCCCUGUCUGGGAUCAUUUAUAAAAAGGUUCAAAUUAUAAUAACCAGUGCAGUGUUUCCCAUAGGAUUUUUUGAAACUGUGGUGGUGGGCUGCAUCGGAGUUGGACAGCCUCACCAUGUCGUGGCACGGCGAAUUUUUUUUUUUUUUUUUCUUCAUUAUUUUUUCCCCCCAAGAAGAACCAUAACAAAGAUAUAUUUGAAAUAUUUCAUUAGCUAGGCUAAUGUUAUAGCUCUCAGCUGCAGUACAUGUAUGUAAAAUGCGUAGCUGAUUACAGCUACGUUACCCUAUGUAAUAAUGCGACUUUUUUUCUCGUAGCAAUAGUACGACUUACAUCUCGUAGUGACUCAGGGUUGGCAACCCAAACUGUUGAAAGAGCCAUAUUUGACCCCCCCCCCCCCCCCCCCCAAAAAAAGAAAACUUAUGUCUGAAGCAGCAAAAAAUUCAAAGCCUUGUACAAGCCUUAUAAUUAUCAAUACUAGCUAUAUUAGCCUAUUAUAAAAAUGACUAAGUUGGCUAGAAAUACAUAAUUAGCCUUCAUGAUUAAAUGUUUAUUUUCCCUGCAGUGGAUCCUAUAGCCCACCACGUGACUACUCUGUUGUACGAUGCCACUACAAGUUUAACUUCAUUACAAUAUUAAUGAAGUGAAAGAAUGUUUGUGUCAUGUUUGUCCUUCUAGAAAUCCUAUUAAAACAAAAAAUAUAUUUCCCUCCCCCAUCUUUUUCCAUAAAAAAAAAAAAAGCAGCGUUAAAGAGCCGCAUGCGGCCCGAGAGCCGCGGGUUUCAGACCGCCGUCGUCGUCCUCCUUUUUCCUUUUUAUUUGACCCUCGUAAGUACUACAUUACCACAACAAUAACAGUCCUUCUGUCAACUGACCCAUUUACAGGACUGGGGGAAUUCUAAUAACCGUGUAAAGCCGAGUUUUACUUGAUUCGGUGAGAAGGUGAAUAGUUUUUUCCCCGUUGUUCGUGAACUAAAUUUCCACACAAACGCACAUCGAGGUACCAUUAACUUAGCAAGGAGAGGUAUGAGAGUCAUUUUUCGAGUGUCCCAGAGCUCGCGAAAUUGGGGGCGGGGGGGGGCAUUUAUCAAAGUUUCGUCAGCCGUAAUUGUCUGAAGUUGGCGCGCCGGUGUUGUGCCGAAAAAUAGCCACUCCACGCGAAAUGUCCCCCCUGACAGGAGCGCCCACACGUCACUCGUACAAACAGCCUUUUCUUACCAAUCGAUGAACACGGAAACGACGUUCUUGUACCGUGAAUAUGUAUCAUUUUACUCUGCUUGAACUAAUAAAUAUUUUACUGUGACCAACGCUCUGAAAAUAGAGCAAGGCUUUAUUUUGGGCCCCGCCUCUCCGCGCAAGUUCAAUCAAAGUUUGCUUUCCGUCCAAGACGGCCGUCCACCGCUCACUUUCGCCGAAAAGUCCGAUCCAAACUAUUGUAAUGCCCCGGAUAUGGGGAAGAAGGAGAGAAGUCUGUAUUUGCUUACCCACUUGAUUGUGGUAACAAUAAUACAGAAAAACAAUAACAAAAUAACAGCGUGCUGCUAAGACAUGCGACCGCUAUCUCUCGCUAUCUCGCUCGUUCUCCCAUUCUUCCUACUCGUUCCCCUUGCGUCUCUUAAAUAAAUAAAUAAAUAAAUAAAUAAAAUACUACUCUAAAAAGCUACUCUACUACCCGCGCGCGCUCUCGCGGGUAGUAGAGUGGAGUGGGCUACAGCUGUGUAAUCGGCUGACUGACGCAUCUGAUUAUUAUCUUCUUUUUUUUUCGGCGGGGGGCAAACGAGACUGUGGCGGGCCCAAACGAGACUGUGGCGGGCCGCCACAGUCUCGUUCAUUUGUGGGAAACACUGCAGUGUGAAUAUAUAUUGUAAAUUAUUGGGACAAAACAGUGUAUCCCUCGUUUUAAUGUCUUUCUUCUACUUGCUGAUUUUUCAAAAGGUGAAGUGUAAACUUUGUUCUAAAGAACUUUGGUUACCAAGAGAACACUUCAUCUAUGUUGAGGCAUUGUACCCCGGCCUCAUCCAUCCCUUGCGAAAGACUAUUUUCAAAAGAAAUCCUAUCUAAAAAAAAGAAACCGUUUACAGCCAAAAACUUUGGAAAUGCUAGUUUUCCUCUAUAAAAAUGAAUGAAAGGUGUGUCUUGUUCCUUGUUUAUACUGUAUGUCAAUGUCUAAAAUAAAGCAAUCAUUCUUCCAAGUCGAGCCUAGAUCUUGAGCUCGGGUCGGGCCCAAAAUGUCAAUCAUUUACGUUCGGGUCGUGUCGGGCCGGACUUCUCUCGCUAACUUUUUAAAAAUAAAUAUACUGUAUAUUUAUUGUAUAUGGAUUUUAAACUAAGGAAUACGUGUUAUAAAAUAAAUUAAUUGUAUAAAACAGAGAAAGGGCGCUGUCAUGAGCCGCAGGAGAGCCAGUGCAUUGUUUGCGCACACGAACGCUCUGGGGCUCUCAGCGAGUCUGCAACUCUGCAUCCUUUCCUUUUCAAAUUUCGAUACGGAUAUGAUAUUAGUCAAACAUCUUUAUUAUCAUUUGUUUCAAGGGCCGCACCUCUUCGUGCAAAGGUGGACAUCGUGAAGUUCGUGGUGUUCCUUAAAAUGUUCCUUAAGGCAGGUUGUUCUUUUGUGUGUUCUGAUCCGAGUCAUUAAAAUAAUGUCAUAUAAAAGUACUUUAGUUUAUUUUUGUAUAUGCUGCUGUUCUCUCCUUGUCAGAGAGGUGCGUCCAUGAGAGCACAAUAUUCCACACAGAAAUAUAUUUACCAAACCUAUCCAGCGUUAUUUCGUUGUGUACAUGCAUUUAUAAUGAUCAAAAAAGUAUGUAGACUAUUUAAACAUAAUGAAAAAUUGCGGGGGUUUUUUGCCAACUCAAAGAAAUUAAAAUUAAUGUCUGUUGCUGCAUUUUGCCAAGGAAAUGAAGCAUGAACUAUCCACCUGAUAGAACAGACACACAAAUAUAAAAGAUAUAAAUGUUUAUUGAAUAUGCAUUUUACAGUCUUGUUUAACUGGGAGAAUUUGUUACAAAAGACAGGCUUUAAUUUGUUAUCAUUAUGCACAUAGGCGUCGUCACAAAUGUGAUCACACAAAACACAACCAUUUUCCAAGCAGUGCUCUGUCCAGGUCUGACUGAUGCAUUGCAUCCCCGUAUGUCUCUCCUUCUGGGUCCUCAUAAAUAAACAAAUAAAAUUUCGGCUUUUUUUACCAGCUCGGCCAUGCAAGUUAAGUUAAUUGCUCGGGCUCGGGCUUUAAUACACGCGGGCCGGGUCGGGCUGGAUUUUUUAGGCCCGAUCUAGGCUCUACUUUCAAGUAACACACGCACAUUCAUUCACAUCACAACUCCCUGCCCUUUUGACCCCGUCAAAUCCAUGGUAUCAUUUUAAUCACUCUGCCUGUCAUGACCUUUAUUUUCCACAUGAUGGCGCAAUAGAACAAAUGAAGCCUCAUGAUGCUUCAGCCCAGGAGCAAACCAGUUUGAUGGAAAGCCUCAUUGCUUCAUGAUGCUUCAGUUUGCCAUCACUGGUAAAUACUACUAUUUGUCCUUAUUAAGACCAUAAAUAAAGAAAAAAAUGCUUUCAAAUAAUGUUUUGACAAUAUCUAUUCUUGAAUUAAGAACAAUUCUGACAUUUUAAAGCUUUUUUUUUUUUUUUUAAGAUUAAAUAUUCUAAUUUAUUGGUUGAAAUAAGUCCGUGGCAAUACUGACGAUGUGUUUAAAGUUGCACUAAAAGUGUAUAUUAGAACUGUUAAGCUUAUUUUCAGCUAGCUAUCUUUCUUAUUUCAACUGAGUAAAAUUUACUUGAAGCUUUACUGGAGCACUGGCAGAUAAUUUCAUUUAUUUUGAGUAGAUUUACACUGAAAACGGGAAUUUAACAAGUUUUAAGGAGGUGUGUUUUUGCAGUGUAGGUCAACAUUAGUCAGUUUAUCAAACAAAUUCUGAGUUCCAAAAAUUAGAACUAAAAAUUUUCUUAUCAAUAAAAACACAACGGUGCCCAAAUUUAUGCAUUGGCCUAUUUUGGUUUAAAUUAAUAUUAUGCACUUUCUGUUUAUCCUCGUAACUAGUAAAUUUUACUUCUCAAAUAUUACUGUGUUCAUCUGCUGUAUGAAAUAUUUAAUUGAAAUUUAUGUUUCAAACUAGGCAUGUGCCAGUAUGAUUUUCUGACGGUAUGAUAACCUCAAGCCAAAAUAUCAUGGUAUUGUAAUUAAAGCUCUUGAAUGUGUUACUUUUGAGAUAUUCGGCUUAAAAAAUAAAUAAAUAAAUAAAAAACUUCCAUUGAACAGGAUUUUUAUUUUUCAGAACGUAUUAGGAAAUUGGAACAUAAUUACUGUAUAAUGUGAAGUUAAAAUAAAUUUAAAAAGUAACAAAUAUUCUAAAUAAAAUGAAAAUAAAUGCAGUUCUUUUGGUAAGCGUAAACACAUAGCCACAGCUCAACAUUAUUACCGUCAGAGCAAAAAUAAUUGAAUUAUUUUCCAUAAAAAGCAUAUGACUCAUAUUAUGUUUACAUCAACACACACUCUUUCUCAACACAGACAGUUGACAGAGAGAAAAAUACACCACGUUUUACCACUGCUAGACACACUAAACACACGCUGGAGUUAACGCUCAUGGCUGGAGGGAAACGUUUAUGACAGUGUUUACUAACCUUUAAUUUUGUAUAAAUGCAAAAUCAUAUUGGAGGUAUUGCCUCCACGACAGCCAAUUCCCAAACAUGUUUUACAUGUCGGUCUGCCCUCCUCCUCUAAGCCGCGGCCUUCUGUAACUUUUCUGUAGCCGAAGUCUUCCCAUACCAGCGAUUUCUUUUUCUUCGAUGGAGGAAAAAGUUCAGGAGUUUCACCUCCUCCAGCCAUCGUGUAGCACAGCUAACUCACUGACACUGAGCAACAACCGGUGGGGGUGGGUGGAGCCUUGCAGCUGCAAGCAAAGGAUUUCUCCAUGCAUUUUUGGGGGCAUAAAAAUAGCUAACACCUUAGGGAUGGUAUGACGGAAAAUUUUUGCGAUUUUGAAACCUUGACGUUUUCAUACCACGGUAACCUUGAAACCGGUAACCAGCUCAUGUCUAUUCCAAACAAUCAGUGAUUUACAAAGUAAAAUCUUAAAAAUGAUCAGGGGCACCCAGAAUUUUGCAUACAACUGUAUUCUAGUGUACUGCCCAGGCUAUGGGAAUUUUACAAUGAAGGAAAGAAAUUAAGAAAUUUAUGUAUACAUGAAGGUGUAAUGACAAUAGCUAAACUUGACUAACAGAUCACAAAAUUAUGCCUGCAACAAUUGUAUUUUGUUUUUGUAAGACAUUUUCUUUUUUUAUGUUAAAAAAAAAACUUUUUUUACACAUUUUAAUACAUUAUUGUUUGUAUGUUUUAAUAAGGGAUAUUAGUAAUAACAUAACACACAAACAGCGUUCAGUGUUGUGCAUUAGGUUUAUUUGCUUUUGAAUUUCUGUGAGCAUCCACUUAACCUUUUUUUUUUCCUCAAGAACUAAAAAAUUCUUUGUUUUUUCACAUAUCACUUCCAGUUCAAUUCCCAGAAUGAAAGCCGUUUAAAAGAAGAAAAAUAAAGUACAGGCAGUCUCUGGGUUAUGACGUACUCGACUUACGUGAUUUUGACUUUACGACGCCGCAGUUUCGUCUGUCAUUUGGUCUCCAGUUGUAGGUUUUUGUUUUUUGUUUUUGUUGCGUAAACAGUACCGUAUUGUAACUCACAGUAUCUUAUUUUUUACUUUAUUAAUAUGAUGUGUUAUGUCCUUACUAUACAUGAAGUUGUUGAUCUUGAUAGACCAUGAAAAAGGCAAAUGAUUUUGAAACUUUUUACUUCCUUCACUUUUGACAAUUUGUAAAGCUGUAACACACUUAAUGUUUGUUCAAAACAACACGCAUUUUAACAAUACACUGCUGGCCAAAAGUAUUGGCCCCCCCUGCAGUUCUGUCAUGCUCAAUUUCGCCUAGAAAAUGAUAGCAAUUACAAAUGCUUUGGUAG